Molecule: messenger RNA, 213 nt
Organism: Eruca vesicaria subsp. sativa (arugula)
Lineage: Eukaryota; Viridiplantae; Streptophyta; Magnoliopsida; Brassicales; Brassicaceae
Source: the annotation of a GenBank genome assembly
AUGAAUGUUGAAAUAGAACAAAAAUCAGGAAGAGUAGGAGGCAUGGAGGUAUACUGUGGGAGUAGAUGUAGAGGAAGGUGUUCAAAAGCAGGGUUUCGAGACAGAUGUAUAAAACAAUGUAAGUGUGUUCCUUCUGGUACCUUUGGCAACAAGCAUCAGUGCCCUUGCUAUCGUGACAUGCUCAGCUCCAAGGGAAAACCCAAGUGCCCUUAA